UCGUGGUUCGUGGUUGUAUUUUGUUGUAUGCAAAAAUCAUAGGCAAAAAUGGGACUCACGUCACAUUCAAUAUCGUUCACUAUUUGCCGCUGUACGGUUCCCUUCUUUUCGUAAUAGAAUCAUGGAAUAUUCAAGACGAUAAACAAAUUACCGAAAUUAAUCAACAGAAGUGCUAAAAAAUAUUCUAUACUACGGUGCUCCUACGUCCAGUAGUAUUUAUUGAUUGAGUACAAACAAUACCCAGAAAGACGAAAAUUAAAAAGGAAAAAUGGCAGCGCCCAUAUCCCAAGGAUGCAUUCUUCUAUUUAUUCUCAUAAAUGCCGCUUGUAGUGAGAGGAUCAAAGACAUGAUAUACAAGCCUUUAGAAGGUGUUUCAGCGUGUUUUCGUCGCCACAAUGGUACUAACCAAUUCGGUUGUUCAUCAAGUCGAUCGGGAAGCGUCGGCGUUAUUCAUAUAGUUGAGAAUGAGACUGAGCUCGUAUGGUUGGAAAAAAAUGGCAAUGCUGGGCCAUAUACAGCUGUUGUACCAUUUUCAAUGUUCACCAGAGAUACUUUAAUUCGGUUACAAAACACAGAAAAGAUAAAUGGAAUUCUGCUGACAUAUAAUUCUAGCUUAGAACGACCGUCCCAUUACUCCCCCGAUGAUACCUGUCCCAAUAGAUAUUCAGGAUUCAAGCAGUGCAAUACUGAUAAACCUUGGAAUCCCUGGGGAUCUGCAUUGCUCAUGGAAGACUGGCCAUUCCCAAUGUUUCAUUUGAAGGAUGAGAGUCAAUUGAAUGAUGUCAAGUCUUGUUUCACUACCUUCAAUGCACAUGAUCGUGAUAGCCAAAGCCAGCGUUCACUCUGUGCCCUGGAAAUGAAAUCAUUUAUGUUCUCUGCUGUGGAUUCGGAAACUUGUAUACGACGAAGCAUGCCAAGAUGGAACUUUAAUCCACCUCAAUACUGUGACCCUUUGGGUGACAGAAAUAUACAUUGGCCAUUAGCAGCACUGGACAAUGAAACGGAAUCUGUGAUCCUUGUAACAGCACGCUUGGAUGCUUCAAGUCUAUUCGACGCACUAGCACCAGGCGCUAGUAGUGCAGUCACAGGAUUAGUUACACUCAUCGCUACGGCACACUAUUUGCACAAUAUGAAUCCAAUUGUUGGAAAAACGAAUGUUGUAUUUUCACUGUUGAAUGGUGAAGCGUUUGACUACAUAGGGUCCAGUCGAUUUGUGUACGACUUAAAAAAUGGCAGUUUCCAAUCAUUGGGAGGGACAACUUUAAUGUUUGAUCAAAUUCGCACUGUUGUUGAGCUGGGCCAACUUGGGGAAGGAGAUAUCUAUCUGCAUUCCAGCAACUAUGAAAAUGAUUCACUAAUAACUGCAUUGAUCCCAAACUUACCUGCAACAGUUUUAAAAGACAGCGUACCACCUGCAUCAAUCCAAAGAUUUCUGGCUGAAAACUCUACCAUUAGUGCAACAGUAAUUGCAAAUCAUGGGGUAAAUUUCACAAACAAGUAUUAUCACAGUAUUUUGGAUGAUGCAGAAAGUGUCGAUUUCACGAGCUCUGAAUCUGGUCUUGCCAAAAGUCUGGAUAAAAUUGCACGUGAGCUUGCUAAUCAGCUAUUUGUCACUGUUACUGGGACAAAUGCAUCCAAUAAUGGUUCUGGAAAUAUCGAGAACCUCGUUACAAAAAUUCUCUCUUGUUACCUAGAAAGCGCCAACUGUUCUUUAUUUAGAUCAGCUUCGGCUCCUGGCCACGAAUUACCGAAUCAUGUCCUGCCACUGUAUGUUGGCGUUACCAGAUCGCUAAAUCGCGCGACACGUUUAACUGGACACCUGUUGGCUUUAUUGACAGGUACAACACUGUCUGAAUAUGAUUCCAGUAUGUGCCAUGCAAACCAUUUCCUUUGGGUGGAAGGACUUAAUUUCCAAGGGACGUGCAUCAACUCUACAGUCAAUUACAGCAUUGCAACAAGCCCAGCUUUCAUAUUGCAUGGAUAUGAUAUGAAAUCCGGAAAUUAUUCCACAUGGACAGAAUCCGUGUGGCAAGUACUAAGCAUGAGGAUGUUUCUGAAGCCCUCUGCAGCAGCAGAACGUUUGAGCGUGAUUAUUGGAAUUUUAGUUGCAAUUGCUUCGUUUAUCAUAGUCUGGUUUAUCCAGUUCCGUGCUGAUCUCCUUUUCAAUCGGAUAUCAUAUGAUGGGGUGAGAACACUUUGAAAUUUUAUGAUUUGAAAAAUGUACCCAACAUUAUAACUGGACAGGGAAUCAAACACAUCACCACAUGUUCCUCAACUAUUCAAUUGAUUGGUGCAGCUGGAUUAUUUUUUCAACUUUUCUUCGCUUCUGGUAAUUAUAUGCUCUACAACUAUUUGUAUGUUACUUUUCAAUGUGGAUAAUACGUCGAUGAAGAAUUAUGCUAUUGACUUCAAUGGAAAACAGAUGAACUUAAAUUUUCAAACUAAAAAUGUUCAUUCAAAAUAUGGGGACGGUGAGAUACCCAUUUCUAUCGAGAACCUGUAAUACUUUUUUGAAAAAGACCAUUAUGCAGGUAAUAGUAUUUACACGAAGCUAUACGUAAUAUUCUUUGAACACAGAAAGUGAUAACAAAUAGCACUGCUUGUCAUAAAGAUGGAGGCGCUGAAUGCCAGUAUUUCUGAUGUACACAAAAUCUUCACAAUUUAUUACACUCAAUAUUAUGAUUCAUAUCAUUAGAAAAUUAUUUACCUUAAUAUUUUGGGGACUGCAUCAGUUGCUUUUUCAUUUAAAAUCAUAAACAAACACGGUGGUUAAAACCAAAAGCAACUUCAAAAUUUCAGGAAAAUAACAAAGUUAUUUGUUCUUUGGCAAGUCACUUUUCGGUGUAUAAUAAUUUUAAUUGAUCAAGCUUUUUGUAGAUAUAAGAAGUAUGUAUAACUGUACAAGGUGUAAGAUGGUAUUGUAAAAAAUAUGGGGGAUUUUUGCAAGCGUGAUGGCAUUUAUUAUCAAUAAACUUAAUUAACAGGGCGUGGAUGUACACGAGACAAAAAGAGAGAGAAAAAGAGAAAUUCAUUUCUUUGAUUUCACCAGUAGGCAAUAUUUUUUUUAGUAUGUAUGCAUUAUGUAUAUACUCUUACUUCCUGUGUGUACAUUAUAAUCUUCAUUUUCAACUCAGCAGGGAGUAGUUUCAAAUUUAUCUGAUUUGUAUCGAAAUAGGGGAAAUAAUUUGAAUUGUCAUACCGAA
This is a messenger RNA of Diprion similis, 3203 nucleotides long. RefSeq names its product nicastrin (gene Nct). Lineage: Eukaryota; Metazoa; Arthropoda; Insecta; Hymenoptera; Diprionidae. Gene Ontology annotation, biological process: protein processing; Notch receptor processing. The transcript is spliced from 9 exons. Gene Ontology annotation, cellular component: membrane. Bases 269 to 2200 code for a protein of 643 amino acids. The record is from RefSeq and is a predicted model, not a curated record.